Molecule: messenger RNA, 852 nt
Organism: Amorphotheca resinae ATCC 22711
Lineage: Eukaryota; Fungi; Ascomycota; Leotiomycetes; Helotiales; Amorphothecaceae
Exons: 5
Coding region: 1-852 (283 amino acids)
Source: RefSeq, a predicted model, not a curated record
AUGGUCCUCAUUGCAGCCCUAAUCGGCGCUGCUCUCGAGACAUCAGAAAUGCAUCGACCUAGCAGGAAUGCACUGGUGAGAAGGGACAAUUCUCACGAUGACCAUCUAGAUUCUCAGCAUGAAAUCUCACAAGAUCAGAUCGACGAGCGAGCAUUCCAAGAAGUUCAAAAAUAUGCAGACUUUCAAAGAGAACUUUCGGAGAGAGUCUACGAUGACAUCCUGAAAGAGGGGACAUAUGGGUACCCGAGAUCGUCCCUAGAUACUUCCGUGUUUCCCUCAAUAUGUCACAACUUCCUGCCAGCCCCAAUCAUCAUCCCUCAGCAGAGAUCAGAAGGUGGUAAAAGGGCCUGGACACGAGCUUACGCACCUUCUCUCCUGGGAUGUGGCAUCGACCAAGACACCUUUCUAGAUUUUCUUGAUUCCUACAAUCAGGUAACCAAGAACUCUCCGUACCUUGGCGUUGUCAAUCUUCCCGCAUUAUGGGCGAGGCCUACCCCAAGCAUGACACAAACAUCGGUUUCCAGGGCGAUUCCUAUGGCUGUGAGUCUAGCAAAAACGCUACAAUCAGAGGAGCAAUCCAACUACUUACGCCACGCAAAUGAUGAGCUCUUUGUUCUCCAUGGACUCUUUGCCUUGGUCGUUACCUUCAAUCACAGCCGGAAUUCCCAAACUUACACAGUCGACAUUUCGCAGCCGUCCUCAACAGGAUCAACCACACACACAAUCCAACCCCAGCAACAAACUGGGGCUCCUCUGAUAUUCCCUGAAGUCGACACAGAUUGUUUCAUGCAAAGAAUAAAGGCUGAGGAGAUGGAUGAAGAUAUUCUUUAUCUCAUGAUAGUCAACAAUUAG